UCCUUUUCUAUAAAUCAUUACCCUAAGACAUCAUCUUCUUCACAAUUCGUUUUCCAGUUUCUCGAAACCUAAAAACAAUCCUUCUCUCUCAAAUCUCUCAACCGUGAUCAAAGAUGCAGAUCUUCGUUAAGACUCUCACCGGAAAGACUAUCACCCUCGAGGUGGAAAGCUCUGACACAAUCGACAACGUUAAGGCCAAGAUCCAGGACAAGGAGGGCAUUCCCCCGGAUCAGCAGAGGCUUAUCUUCGCCGGAAAGCAGUUGGAGGAUGGCCGUACCUUGGCUGACUACAACAUCCAGAAGGAAUCCACCCUCCACUUGGUCCUCAGGCUCCGUGGUGGUAUGCAGAUUUUCGUCAAAACCCUAACCGGAAAGACGAUUACUCUCGAGGUGGAGAGUUCUGACACCAUCGACAACGUUAAAGCCAAGAUCCAAGACAAGGAGGGUAUCCCUCCGGACCAGCAGAGGUUGAUCUUCGCCGGAAAGCAACUCGAGGACGGCAGAACCCUUGCCGAUUACAACAUCCAGAAGGAGUCCACCCUUCAUCUUGUUCUCAGGCUUCGUGGAGGUAUGCAAAUCUUUGUCAAGACGUUGACCGGGAAGACUAUCACCUUGGAGGUGGAGAGUUCUGACACCAUCGACAACGUGAAGGCCAAGAUCCAGGACAAAGAGGGUAUCCCACCGGACCAGCAGAGGUUGAUCUUUGCUGGAAAGCAGUUGGAGGACGGCAGAACCUUGGCUGACUACAACAUCCAAAAGGAGUCUACCCUUCACUUGGUCUUGCGUCUGCGUGGAGGUAUGCAGAUCUUCGUGAAAACUCUCACCGGAAAGACAAUCACCUUGGAAGUUGAAAGCUCGGACACCAUCGACAACGUGAAGGCCAAGAUCCAGGACAAAGAGGGUAUCCCACCGGACCAGCAGAGGUUGAUCUUUGCCGGAAAGCAGUUGGAGGAUGGUCGUACCUUGGCCGACUACAACAUCCAGAAGGAGUCAACCCUUCACUUGGUCUUGCGUCUACGUGGUGGUAUGCAGAUCUUUGUCAAGACCUUGACCGGGAAGACUAUCACCUUGGAGGUGGAGAGUUCUGACACCAUUGACAACGUGAAGGCCAAGAUCCAGGAUAAGGAAGGUAUUCCUCCAGACCAGCAGCGUCUCAUCUUCGCUGGAAAACAGCUUGAGGAUGGUCGCACCUUGGCUGACUACAACAUCCAGAAGGAGUCGACCCUUCACUUGGUGCUAAGGCUCCGUGGUGGUAUGCAGAUCUUUGUCAAGACCUUGACCGGGAAGACCAUCACACUGGAAGUGGAGAGCUCCGACACCAUUGACAAUGUGAAGGCCAAGAUCCAGGACAAGGAAGGUAUCCCUCCGGACCAGCAGCGUCUCAUCUUCGCUGGCAAACAGCUUGAGGAUGGUCGCACUUUGGCUGACUACAACAUCCAAAAGGAGUCUACCCUUCAUCUCGUCCUCCGUCUCCGUGGUGGUUUCUGAAAUGUCUCUGUUAUGGUUUGAGAAGAAGUAGUUCUUGUACCGUUUGUUUACUUAAAACUAAGUACUUUGUCUUUUGGGGCUUUGUAAAGCUCCAGUUAAAUAAUUGAUCAAUCGUGUUUCCGUUCCAUUC
Messenger RNA from Capsella rubella, 1617 nucleotides. Its product is annotated as polyubiquitin. NCBI's taxonomy places the organism in Eukaryota, Viridiplantae, Streptophyta, Magnoliopsida, Brassicales, Brassicaceae. The coding region runs from base 114 to 1487 and encodes 457 amino acids. Gene Ontology annotation, cellular component: nucleus; cytoplasm. Gene Ontology annotation, biological process: protein ubiquitination; modification-dependent protein catabolic process. Gene Ontology annotation, molecular function: ubiquitin protein ligase binding; protein tag activity. The transcript is spliced from 2 exons. The record is from RefSeq and is a predicted model, not a curated record.